UGACAUACACGGAAGUCUUUAGCGCUCUCAUACUGGAUGUAGACAUGUGUUGCCUGAAUGACCUCCAUCGCUGUAUGGUUCAAAUUAUUCAUGUUUUUCUACUGCAGGCAAUUUUGAUUCAAGCUUAAAUUAAACUACUACGUUGUGAUCAUUUAAAUGGAACCCAAUUUGGAAUACUGGCAUAACAACGGGAAGUCUUUCCUAAGCAGACUUCGCAUCUGGUUGAAUAUUCUUGACCCCAGCUCUAUCCUGUCCUCUGAUAGUGAAAUUGAAAAUGCUCGUUCUCUGAUCAGAAGGGAAGGGAAGCAGCUAAAGAAUGAAAAGGUCUCCAAUGCCUGGAUUCUUUCUCUUUCCUCUGUGCAUGCUGAUACUGGAGAGCCGAUUUCCGCUGUGUUUCGUCCACAAGCUUUUCUGCCUGUAUCAGCUCCUCUGAUCAUAGCAAGUUUUGUGCCACAUAAAGGAGUGACACCUGCCCUGUUUUGGCAGUUUAUGCUGCAGAGCUACUGUGCAGGUUUCAACCAGGCCAACAGAAAUGCAACAGCCACGCCGGAGAACAAGCCCUCAAUGAAACAGGCUCUUCUUAUCACCGGAACAGUGGCAUAUUCAACAUUUGCAGGGGCCCUUCCUCAAAUUAUAAUCCAGCGCCUGGCAAUCAGCAGUCGUUCAGCUCAGGCCUUCUGUAGGUCAGUGCUGCCAAUUCCUCUGUCAGCUUGUUUGGCUGCCUUCAGCGUCUUCGUAGUGAGAAGUGAGGAAUCAGAGAAUGGAAUAAAAGUCUUUGACUCCAAUGGGAAUUCAGUUGGUGUCUCAAAGGAAGCUGGAUUCAAGGCUGUAAAGGAGACUGCUAUAUCUCGAGCAACUCUUUUUGGUACCACUGCAGUUGUUCCUAAUCUACUGGUCUUCCUUCUCAAGAGGGCAAAGUUGGCCCAAAGAAACCCAAUGAUGCUUGCUCCUGUCAGACACAUCAGCACUGCCAUUGUCUUUGGCUUGAUGAUCCCUGUGUCCUUCAGUCUGUUUCCACAACUUGGCAAGAUUAAAAAGGAGCAUGUAGAAAAGGAGCUGCAAAGCUUAACAGAUGAUGGGGAGCUGUUUUACCACAGAGGUCUCUAACUGUCACCUUAAAAACCAUCAAACAUAUUGCACAAUCUAGCUUCCUAAAGAGCUUGUAUUUGGAAACGUGUCUGGAAAAAGAACACAUUAAACACCCCCAAUUACAAUUUCAAUUACUUAAAUGUAGUAAUUUUCUUUGCUUUUUCCAAAGCAACUUAAUAAUUAAGACAGGAUACAGUGCAACUAUAAAGCUGAACAGAUGAGGUCAUUGCUAAAGGGCCCAGCAGUGGUUCUGUCUGUUCUAGGACUGAAGCCUGCACUUUUCCCAGCACUGCAGAUGAACUGUAAUCACUAAAGCAACACUGCUCUCCUACAGACAUACUCACAAUAAUAACAUCAUUCAAGUUGUAUUUAAUAAAGCCAUAUUAAAACCAAA
Molecule: messenger RNA, 1483 nt
Organism: Pangasianodon hypophthalmus (striped catfish)
Lineage: Eukaryota; Metazoa; Chordata; Actinopteri; Siluriformes; Pangasiidae
Gene: sfxn4
Product: sideroflexin 4
Exons: 14
Coding region: 157-1107 (316 amino acids)
Biological process (GO): monoatomic ion transport; mitochondrial transmembrane transport
Cellular component (GO): mitochondrial inner membrane
Molecular function (GO): monoatomic ion transmembrane transporter activity
Source: RefSeq, a predicted model, not a curated record